UCCGGUCUGGAGGAAGAGGACGACGCAAACCUACGCUGCGUGUGGGACGACGUCAACACGACACUUGCGUCAGUACGCCCGCGCCGAGUGACCAGGAAGCGAGAGGGCUGACGAUACGACGCUUCAGCUAUGUGUUGGGAAAGGGAGAAUAAGAGCAGGUUUGACUGCAUCCAGUUCCAGUUCCAGUCCCAGUCCCAGCCAUGGUGUGCUGCCCCUCCUGCCCCAGACUGUGCUCCCGCUCGUCGGCCUACACUCUAGCUCUCGGCCUGGGCUUUGUAACCUUGGGGACCAGUCGCAUCCUGCUGCUCAAAUUCUCUGCCAAUGCUGAGAACAAGUAUGACUUCCUCCCCGCGUCUGUCAACCUGCUCGCCGAGGCGCUCAAACUGCUCUUUUGUCUGGUUAUGUCCGUCAGGGUCAUAGUCCGAGAGGGACGACGCUACAGAGAUCUGGGCUGUUCCUCCAGCGCUUCCUUCCUCAGCUCCCUGAAGUGGGCCGUCCCUGCUUUCCUCUACUUUCUCGACAACCUCAUCAUCUUCUAUGUGAUGACCUACCUUCAGCCGGCCAUGGCAGUAUUGUUCUCCAACUUUGUCAUCCUGACCACAGCUGUACUCUUUAGAAUAGUUUUGAAGAGGCGCCUUUCCUGGGUUCAGUGGGCAGCCUUGGUUAUCCUCUUCCUGUCCAUCGUGUCCUUGACGACAGGAUCAGGAGGCAGCCAAAACUCCAUGGCCGUGCCAGUUCUCCACUCAAACCCCCUCUCCACCCCCUCCAACUCCUGCCUACUCUACACACAGCUGCUGGAGCAGAUGAGGAACAGCAGUGCCAGUGAAUUGUGGGUGUCGUCCCUGCCCGGGCAGGCCUGGAGGGACAGGAUAGUAGGGAAGCUUCGAUCUUUGGGUGUGGGUCAUGUCCUGCUCCUUCUCCAGUGCUUCAUCUCCGCCAUGGCCAACAUCUACAAUGAGAAGAUCCUCAAAGAAGGAGACCAGCUCGCUGAGAGCAUCUUCAUUCAGAACAGUAAAUUGUAUGCCUUUGGCGUGGUGUUUAAUGGUCUGACGCUCGGGCUCAGCAGUGAGGCACGAGGCCUCACCGUGCACUGUGGCCUCCUCCAUGGACAUAACCUCUACUCCCUGGUUCUGGUGCUGGUCACGGCUGCCCUGGGUUUAUCUGUGGCUUUCAUCUUGAAAUUCAGAGACAACAUGUUCCAUGUGCUGACAGGCCAGAUCACCACUGUUUUAGUUACCACCCUCUCCUUCUUCCUCUUCAACUUCCACCCUUCGCUGGACUUCUUCCUCCAGGCUCCCACGGUCCUGCUGGCCAUCUUUAUCUACAACGCCAGUCGGCCCAAGGACCUGGAAUACACCCUGCAGCAGGAAAAGCUGCGGGUCAUCAACGGAGAGGUGUUCGAGAGGUCCAGAGGGGAUGGUGAGGAGCUGGAACUCCUGACAAAGCCCAACACGGACAGUGAAUCUGAGGAAGAGUCUUUAUAGCGAUGAUUUAUACAAGACAGAAGAUAUUCCUCUUCACCGUUGCUGAUAUUGAACCGGACAAUAGACCUGUACUCCUGGACGAGCCACGGUCGCAGAUUCUGUCCGUCUAAGCGUUUUCUUUGAAUGACGUGAGCAGGUAAACGGAGAAUGACAGUGUUGAUUUAGUGUGCGACGAAGUCUGCCAGACACUUGUGAUAACCGAGGCUAUUGUGUAUAUUUUGAAAUGUGCCUGUCUGCGUUUGACUGCUGUUAUUCGUACAGCGAGAGGAACACCAGCAUUACGUAUCUGCUAGAAAAGAAUUUUCACUGCAUUUGCCAGUUGGGAUCAUUAAGGGCCUCUGUCAUUUCCUGUGAUGAGUCCUGUUGUAUGUGCAGCUAUCUGACUGCUUGCAGGUAAUUGAGACGUUCAAUGGCCAGCUGUCGCCUUCCAGCCAAUUUUAUGAUUGUAACGAAGCUUUACACUCUUUUCUUAUUUGUUGUUGGCACUGUGCAAAAGAAGUCUUUAUCUUUAAGGCCGUAUGUAAACGAUGUGCAAAAUGUCAGCGUCACAUUCUUUGUACAAAUCCACAAACUAUAGUAUUAGAAAUAACCUUGGAUUUCUUAAUUAUACGUUGCUAGAAAUGGACACACACGACAGGACUGUUGAUUCCAUUAAAGAGUCCAAGGGUUUCAAUUUUUUUUUUUUUUUUCUCCCCUCAAUGUGAACCGGAACCAUCAGCAUAGACAUAAUAGAUCACUAAGUGUGAGUUUCUAAAAGCACAACAAACUGGCUCUUGGUUCUUUUACUUGGCCUUUUUUUUUUUUUGUCUGAUGGCGCAGUAUAGAUUUAUUGCACCUUUGAAAUGUAUUUCUUUUAAGAUUCUUGUUUUGUGCCAUAAAAUUUUUACAUGUAUGAAUGCAUUUUGUUCCGAAAAAAACUGCAAGUAAACUGCUUUAGUUCUGUCUAAAUAAAAGUAACAGCAGUGGAAUUUAAGGGCAAAGGGUAGAGGGAAGUGGAGGAAGAAGCGAAUGACUGUGUUCGAGACCUCGAUGGCAGGGGAGGAGGAAGAGAAGGAGAGAAAACCGUCGGAGAGUCACAUUUCAUUGCAGCUAUGGUUUUUGUUCCCUUGGAAUUUCCUGAUUUAUAUCUUAAUGUUCCAAAGCUUUAUUAAAUCAAUAUCAUGGUUAUGUUCUAAUGAAAUA
Molecule: messenger RNA, 2666 nt
Organism: Xiphias gladius (swordfish)
Lineage: Eukaryota; Metazoa; Chordata; Actinopteri; Istiophoriformes; Xiphiidae
Gene: slc35a5
Product: solute carrier family 35 member A5
Exons: 10
Coding region: 201-1484 (427 amino acids)
Biological process (GO): pyrimidine nucleotide-sugar transmembrane transport
Cellular component (GO): Golgi membrane
Molecular function (GO): pyrimidine nucleotide-sugar transmembrane transporter activity
Source: RefSeq, a predicted model, not a curated record